GCGGAAGUUGUUCAUCACCGGGCGCCUUUCUUCAAAAACAAUCACAAGAACUGCUGCAUAACAGCUUUAUAAGAGACACAAAGAGACCUCACAGCGGGUAUCUGUGCGCCUUUUUUCAGCGCUACAAUGCCUCUCUCCACUCAGUCGCAAGGUGAUGACGAACAGUAUGUUUUAGUGGCGAGUUUGGACAAUGCUCGCAAUCUCUCCAACAUCCUGAAAGCAAUCACCUUCAAAGAUCACGCCAUCUUCACAGCUACAACCAAUGGCCUUAAGGUCACAGUGGAGGACUCGAAAUGUCUGCAGGCCAAUGCCUUCAUCCAGGCUGAGAUCUUCCAAGAGUUCACCAUAAGAGAAGAUCUGGUGGCUUUUCAGAUCAACCUCACUGUUCUCCUUGAUUGCCUCAAUAUAUUUGGUGGAACCACAACACCAGGUGUAUCAACAGCCUUGCGGAUGUGCUACAGGGGGUAUGGGUACCCUCUGACGUUGUUCCUGGAGGAAGGUGGUGUAGUGACCGUGUGCAAGAUUAACACGCAAGAGCCAGAAGAACCGAUUGACUUUGAGUUCUGCAGCACUAAUGUCACGAACAAGGUGAUCUUGCAGUCAGAGAGUUUGAAGGAAGCCUUCUCUGAACUGGACAUGACUAGUGAAGUGCUACAGAUUACCAUGUCCCCCAGCCAACCAUACUUCAGGUUGUCAACAUUUGGGAAUGCUGGAAAUGCUCAUUAUGAUUACUCCAAAGACUCGGACAUGAUGGAACUGUUUAAGUGCACCGAGACACAAACGAACAGAUACAAGAUGUCCCUCCUGAAGCCGUCCACCAAAGCAUUGGCUUUGUCCUGUAAAGUCUCCGUCAGGACAGACAACCGGGGCUUCCUCUCUCUGCAGUACCUGGUCAGGAACGACGACGGACAAAUCUGCUUCGUAGAAUAUUACUGCUGUCCCGAUGAGGAGGUAGAAGAGAAUUGAGAACACAAAUCUGACUUGUAAUAAGCACCUUAACCACACACCGGAGUCCAGUUUGCCAGAGGAGGCAGGUAUGGAGAAAAUGCUGGACUUGCAAUGGGCACAGUGGAGUAAACAGAAAAUGAACUGAUUCAUCAUUUGCCAGAUUUGAGAGAAACAGAUGUUGUGCUUGUGAUUUGCUGCUGAUGUACUUAUGC
Messenger RNA from Pelmatolapia mariae (spotted tilapia), 1160 nucleotides. It is a transcript of the gene rad1, whose product is annotated as RAD1 homolog (S. pombe). The record is from RefSeq and is a predicted model, not a curated record. Gene Ontology annotation, cellular component: checkpoint clamp complex; nucleus. Gene Ontology annotation, molecular function: 3'-5' exonuclease activity. NCBI's taxonomy places the organism in Eukaryota, Metazoa, Chordata, Actinopteri, Cichliformes, Cichlidae. Gene Ontology annotation, biological process: DNA repair; DNA damage checkpoint signaling. The transcript has 7 exons. Bases 127 to 966 code for a protein of 279 amino acids.